Messenger RNA from Marchantia polymorpha subsp. ruderalis, 3685 nucleotides. The record is from the annotation of a GenBank genome assembly. Lineage: Eukaryota; Viridiplantae; Streptophyta; Marchantiopsida; Marchantiales; Marchantiaceae.
GGCUUUUUGCCUGGGCCGUGGCGUGGCGGGACGGGAGGGCGCGGGGGCGACGUUGCUGUCUUUCCUUUCGAAUGAACUCGAGUCUCCUCUCGAGCUGUCGAGCUCCGGUGCCUCCCUGCGCUGGAUGCGAUGCAGAGCUAGUCGAGGCCGGAAGAAUACGAGAGGAGACCGAUAGUUUCUCCUUCCCCGACCGGCCUCUGUCUCUCCAACAGGCUUUCUCCUCUCGGCUGAUCGGAUCAGGAGUGGAUUGGCUCUAGGGCGGGCGGGGGGAGAGAUGGUGCACAAUGCGUUUGAUUCCGUGCAGAUUCUGAGAGACUGCCCGGCGAAAAUCGAGAGCGUGGGGCUGUGGGGAGCUCGUCUCUUGCUCGGCUGCGUCGAUGGCUCCUUGCGCAUUUACGCGCCGGAAGAAACCGUGGACGUGCUGCCCUCGGACUCGGAGGUCACGGUGCCCACUUACAUUCUCCGAGAAACUCGAGUCGGAUUUGCGAGGAAGCCCGUCACGCACAUGGAUGUGCUGCAGUCGAGGGGCCUUCUCGUAACUCUCUCGGAUGCCGUCGCCAUCCACACUUUGCCCGAGUUCGAGGUCGUCUCGUAUCUGACCAAGACCAAGGGUGCGACCUUGUACUGCUGGGAUGAAGAUCGAGGCCUUCUCUCUGUGUCCAAGCUCAAAAGGAUUCUGGUUUAUCGAUAUGAUGGCAAUCGAGGCUUUACGGAGAUCAAGGACUUGGUAGCCCCAGAUGUGGUGAAUGCCAUGGCCUGGUGUGCGGGCUCCUUGUGCUUGGGAAUUCGCCGGGAGUACAUAAUCAUGAAUGUGAACACCGGUGUGACGGUCGAUGUUUUUCCCAGUGGCAGGUCUGCCAGUCCGAUGAUCGUGUCGCUUCCAGACGGGGAUUUGCUUUUAGGGAAGGACAAAAUUGGGGUUAUCGUCGAUCACAAUGGCAAGUUGACUCAGGAUGGUGGUUUGAGCUGGUCGGAAGCGCCAGCAGCGGUUGUGAUCCAUUCCCCUUAUGCACUGGCGAGAUUAUCUCGCCACGUUGAGGUGAGAUCUCUGAAAGCUCCCCAUGGGCUGGUCCAGAUGUUACCGCUCAGAGAUACGCAGUUGUUGCUGUCGAGUGAUGCUGGUAUCAUAGCAGCUACCGAAACCGCCAUUCAUCGGAUUCUUCCUGUUCCAGUCGGAGUACAGGUCGUGCAGUUGGCUGCUUCAGGAAAUUUCGAAAGCGCUCUGGCUCUGUGCAAAAUGCUUCCUCCUGAAGAUGCCGCCUUGAGGGCUAGCAAGGAAGACGCCAUCCAUAUCCGCUAUGGUCACUAUCUUUUUGAACAGGGUCAGUACGUGGAAGCCAUGGAUCACUUUGGAGCAUCCUCCUUAGACCUUACAACAAUUCUCUCCCUUUUCCCCUCUGUGAAACUACCGAGCAUAGUGAGCCCAGUGUCCAGCGAGCCAUUUUUGGAGGGCCGACCCUUGGGAACGCCUACGGAGAGAUCUCGAGCAGGUCUGUCGUCGGACCAGCUGGAGAGCGCAAGUGGAAGUCAGUCUGGUGGUCCUCCCCACCUGAGCAAGUUGAUGAAUUUGGAGGAAAAUCAAAAAUUGCAGGACAUCCAGCAAAGGAAGAUAGCUUUGUCUUCCCUCGCAGGAUUCUUGUCUUCCAGAAGAACCUCCGUGAUCGAAAAAGCCGAAGCAGAGGAGACGGAUGCUGCAGUCGCAGCCAUGGUGGAGGCCUCGCCAGUUGCCAGAAGAAAUAGCGAAGCAUCAAGCGACAAGCGGAAGCACGAGGCGAGGGAGCUGGCCAUUGUCCUGGAUACUGCACUGGUGCAAGCGAUGCUUGCUACCGAUCAGUCACAAGCAGCCCUGGCAUUACUGAAAGGUCCGAACUACUGCGACAUCGCUCCCUGUGAAGAGAUGAUGUUGGCCACCGGUCACUACCUGGAGCUGGUCGAGCUGUACAAGAGCCAUAAAAUGCAUCGUGAUGCGCUGAAUCUUCUGAAUGAUCUCGCCGAGAAACCAGAAUCAUUCGCCGUGCCACCCAAGGAAUCACAAGAGGUCAGGUCUCAGAUGAUUAUCGAUUACCUGAAGAAUCUCGGAGCUCAAGACCCUGCUCUUAUUUUGGACAACUCAAACUGGAUACUGAAAAGCAACGUCGCAGAAACAAUGGUCUUGUUUGCUUCUUUCAAUCCACCUCUUCCAAUCAACCUCGUUCUAGCUCACCUCAAGGACAAUGCUCCGGAGCUCCGAAUGUUAUUCCUCGAACACAUGCUCGGUGAGCAUGCGAAUGCUGCUCCGGCAGAGCUCCAAAACGAGUUGUUACAACUUUACUUGGCCAGAGUACUCGAGGAACGCGCUGCCAGUGUCGCCAAAGGAAAAUGGGAUGAGAGAGACCACAGCGAGGCAAGGGAAAAGCUUCUCAACGUUUUACGAAAUACAACUGCCUACAGCCCCGACCGGAUACUACAGCGACUUCCUAUAGACGGCCUGUACGAGGAAAGGGCCUACUUGCUCGGUCGCCUUGGUCAACAUCGACUCGCCUUGACUCUUUAUGCACAUAAGCUUCACGAGGCAGAUCUGGCAUUGGCUUAUUGUGACCGAGUUUAUACUACUGCAAUGAUUGGACGGAAAGCCAGCAAACCUACUUCCAAAGCCAUGCUGCCUCCUGUGGACCAAGGUGCCAUGAAUAUCUACCUUACGCUACUCGAGGUGUACCUAAAGCCCAAGGCUGCUGUCAGGGAGUAUGAUCGCUCUUUGAUGAGCCUUGCCCCUAUCAAGGCCUUCACAGGCGCCAGACCCACUCCACAGCAACAACAAAGGACUCGAGGAGUGGUGUCGAAAAAAAUUGCUGAGAUUGAAGGAGCAGAAGAGAGCAAGUUCAGUUUCAGCAGUGCAGAGAGUGCUGCAGAGAGCAGCCGCAGUGAUACAGAGGAUCUCGUCGAGGGGCCGACUUCUUCAGAGGAGCUGAUGCUCGAUGAUGCCCUUCGGCUUUUGAGUCGUAGGUGGGAUCGUCUGGACGGUGCUCAAGCACUUCGUAUGAUCCCUUCUGAUACCAAGCUUCAAAAUCUUCUCUCCUUCUUGGAACCAUUGCUCCGAGCUUCCAGUGAGUCUCGUCGCAAUUCAGCUGUCAUCAAAAGUCUUCACCGCAGCGAAAACUUGCAAGUUCGGGAGGAGCUGUCGCAAUGUAGAAAGCGGGUAGUGAAGGUGAACAGCGAUCGGACGUGCUCUAUUUGUCAAAAGAGGAUAGGUACGAGUGUAUUUGCUGUGUAUCCCAAUAGCACACUGGCCCAUUUUGUAUGCUACAGAGAUCGUCCUGUUUCUAAAACUGGACAUGUUGUAGUGGGUAUGUGAUAUCUACCAGUUAGUUACGAGUUCUUGAAGAGUUGUGCGUUUCAUUCUUAUCAUCUCCUGAACUUUUGUUUGGUAUUGUUGCAAUGUUCACCCACGUGUUACGUAAGAGGACGUGAGUUCUGUCGGAGCUAGAAACCGGAAGAAUAUCUAUUUCUUACUAGUUGGUCACUCGAGCAAAUGGCCGUCAGAGGGCAGGAUGUAUUGAAUGCCAGUAGAGGUAGUGUAGAUAUGUAUCAGUAGACGAGGACCAGUUUUAUCUGGUGCUAGGUGUAAAAUUGAAAUAAAAUUGGUAUAUGGUUCCAAAGAUCAUACACUACACUGCAUCUAUCUAUUAUAAAUCAACAUUGGACCCAG